ACUUUGGCGUCAAUUGGCGCAGCGUCAGUACCAUCAGCCGGCUUGGUUACCAUGCUGAUCGUUCUAACAGCAGUUGGUUUACCAGUGAAAGAUGUAUCACUGAUUGUGGCCGUCGACUGGCUUUUGGACCGUAUCCGGACUUCGAUCAAUGUGCUCGGUGAUGCGUUUGGUGCCGGAAUUGUGCAUCACUUUAGUCGAAAACAAUUGGCAGUGAUUGAUAAUGAGCAUCGUUUGGCCCAGCAGGCUUACGAUGAGCAUGGUUUGCAGUCUUUUCGUAUAAAUUUUCCUUCCUAA
Molecule: messenger RNA, 294 nt
Organism: Gongylonema pulchrum
Lineage: Eukaryota; Metazoa; Nematoda; Chromadorea; Rhabditida; Gongylonematidae
Source: the annotation of a GenBank genome assembly